Messenger RNA from Daucus carota subsp. sativus, 867 nucleotides. Its product is annotated as NDR1/HIN1-like protein 1. The coding region runs from base 87 to 716 and encodes 209 amino acids. Gene Ontology annotation, cellular component: plasmodesma; plasma membrane. Gene Ontology annotation, biological process: defense response to other organism. The transcript has a single exon. NCBI's taxonomy places the organism in Eukaryota, Viridiplantae, Streptophyta, Magnoliopsida, Apiales, Apiaceae. The record is from RefSeq and is a predicted model, not a curated record.
UCAUUAUUUAAGACACACAUCUACUCCGGGGCAUUCCUCCCCUUUCUUGACAUCUCCUCCCCAAACAAACAACCUGCAGUCUCACAAUGUCUACAAAACAAUGCAGCCACCACCAAAACAAAGGCCACAAACUCCUCAAGCGCGUCUUCUACACGCUCCUCGCCAUCCUCGCCAUCCUCCUCCUCACUUUCCUCAUCACCUGGGCCAUCCUCAAACCCAAAAAGCCCACCUUCGUCCUCCAAGACGCCACCAUCUACGCCUUCAACGUCACCCCCGUCCCCAAUCUCCUCACCUCCAAUUUCCAAGUCACUCUCACUUGCCGAAACCCCAACUCCCGAAUCGGAAUUUUCUACGAUAAGCUCGACAUCUUCGCCACUUACAGGAGCCAGCAAAUCACUUACUAUACAACCAUUCUCCCCACCUACCAGGGCCACAAAGACACCAACGUCUGGUCUCCGUUCAUUUACGGGACCAGCGUCCCCGUCGCGCCCACCAACGGGCCUGCAUUGAGCCAGGAUCAGGCGAACGGGGACAUCUCGUUGGUGAUCAAGAUCAAUGGGAAGGUUAAAUGGAAAGUGGGAUCAUUCACCUCGGGUCAUUACAGUAUUCAUGUUACGUGUCCAGCGAAUAUACAUUUUGGAAAUGGUUAUAGUGGAUUUGGUGUGGGUACUGGGGUUAAGUACCAGCUCUCUACCAAGUGCAGAGUUAGUGUCUGAAUUUAUCAAUCCCCAUCAUUUUAAUCCACGGCGUCAACUGUUUUAUCGUUACCAACUUUGAAUUUUACUGGUAUACAUUGCUGGAUUGUAAAUUUGCAGAAUUAUGAAAAUCGUUAUAUCAUUUGUAUAUUAUUACUCCUUAUAGUCGUUU